Molecule: messenger RNA, 1177 nt
Organism: Ornithorhynchus anatinus (platypus)
Lineage: Eukaryota; Metazoa; Chordata; Mammalia; Monotremata; Ornithorhynchidae
Gene: TMA16
Product: translation machinery associated 16 homolog
Exons: 7
Coding region: 110-721 (203 amino acids)
Cellular component (GO): nucleus
Source: RefSeq, a predicted model, not a curated record
GCGGGCGGAGCGGUGCGGGAGGCGGCCUCUUCCGCUGCCCUCCCCGAGGCCCACGUGCGCGGACGUUGUGGGCCCGGGAGGCGCCGAGGGACCCGGACGGAGACCAGACAUGCCUAAAGCACCGAAGGGGAAAGGUGUAGGACAUGAGAAGAAAGUUAUCCAUCCUUAUAGUAGAAAAGCAGCUCAGCUCACACGAGAAGCUCACAAACAAGAUAAGAGAGAAAAGCUGAAGAACGAUAAAGCUUUGCGCCUAAACAUUAUAGGUGAAAAACUGCAGUGGUUCCAAAGUCACCUUGAUCCCAGCAAAGCCGAAUACACAAAGAAAGAAGCAUGUGAACUAGUUGAGAGUUACAUACUUCGGUUCAGCAGCGAACUGGAACAGAUCGAGUUGCGAAACAGCAUUAAAGGCAGGCGGGGACGGCAGCACUGUGCCCGAGAAGCCACCAUCAGACAGACCAUGGAACGAGAACGGAGGCUCUACGAGGGAUACGGGCUGGAGAUUCCUGAUAUCGUGAAUGCAAAGCAUCUGAAAACUUUCAGGGAAUGGGAUUGUGAUCUACAGAAGUUGCCAAACAUUAAGAUGAGAAAAUUUUGUGCUAGUGAUGCAGUUUCCAAGAGGAAGAAAAAUGUAGAACUAAAGGAAGAACCAUGUGGUGAAAAAGUCGAAGACAUAAACAUGCUAGAUGAAAUGGAGGAGGAGAAUUCAGCUCACGAAGAUUGAUUCUGAUGAACUUGGAUGGAGUGGGAACAGGCUUCAACUCCGCACGGCUUCAGGGAGACAGGUUUACAAAGUCUCCAGCCUAUUCUGAAAUGACUAAUAAGGUUUGUUCAUCCAGCCUUAACGAUAAACUAGUUUUCGACACCUCCAAAAGAAAAUGUUAGAAAUGUCCCCAUUUAAGCAAUCAGAAAGGAAAUAAUUUUAAAUAAAUUAGUUGCCAUUUUUGACUAAGUACUUUAUAACCAUCUUUACUCCUAAAAUGAGAUCUCUUCCCCAGCCUCCUUUUUUUGUAUCCUCUCUGCUAAAGGACUUUUAGGUCCAGGGUGAAGGAUGUAAUUCCUAUUAAUAAGUUCAUUUGUUGUGGGUUUUUUUGUGUGUGUGUGCUUGGAUUUUCCAUCAUGAACAGUGAAUAAUAUUUCUCUUUUAAAAACACCAUUGCAAGAAUGAUCUGGAGCUCUG